GGGCCGCUCGACUUCCGGGUCAAAGAGAGGUGGGAGAGAGAGAGAGAGAGAGAGAGGAGAGGAGAGGAGGGAAGGGGGCGGCCUGGAGCUCCGGCGCGUCCCCAGUGUGCCCCCCCCACACACACCGUCCACGGCCGCUGGCCACGGGGCCUGCAGCCGCGAGCCUGAGGCGCCACGCCGGCCCCCGGACGCCCUGCGCAGCGCCCCGGUUGGUGGUGGCCUCGCCCGCAGCCAGAAUGAGCGCUCUGUGCGGCUUCUAGGUCAGUGAUGUUGGGGCCAGCAAGCGGUUCAUGCGGAAGGUUAAGAAGCUACAACUGGACAAGAACAGCACAGGAAGUCGGAGGAGCUUCUCGCUGCGUUCCGACGGCGCUGAGAGGAUGUCGGUGGGGGCCGAGCGGGUGGGCGCGGGCGACAUGGACCCGGCAGCCGUGCGCUUCCAGGUGCCCAAGCACUCGUGGGACGGGCUACGUAACAUCAUCCAUGGCAGUCGCAAGCACUCGGGCCUCGUCCUCAACAAGGCCCCCCACGACUUCCAGUUCGUGCAGAAGACGGACGAAGCUGGCCCCCACUCGCACCGUCUCUACUAUCUAGGGAUGCCCUACGGCAGCAGGGAGAACUCCCUCCUGUACUCGGAAAUCCCUCGAAAGGUCCGGAAGGAGGCCCUGCUGUUGCUGUCCUGGAAGCAGAUGUUGGAUCACUUCCAGGCCACGCCGCACCACGGGGUGUACUCGCGGGAGGAGGAAUUGCUGAGGGAGCGGAAGCGCCUGGGCGUCUUCGGCAUCACCUCCUACGACUUCCACAGCGAGAGCGGCCUGUUCCUCUUCCAAGCCAGCAACAGCCUCUUCCACUGUCGCGACGGCGGCAAGAACGGCUUCAUGGUGUCCCCCAUGAAGCCACUGGAAAUCAAGACCCAGUGUUCGGGGCCACGCAUGGACCCCAAGAUCUGCCCUGCCGACCCCGCCUUCUUCUCCUUCAUCAACAACAGCGACCUAUGGGUGGCCAACAUUGAAACGGGCGAGGAGCGGCGACUCACCUUCUGCCACAGGGGCCUGUCCAAUGUCCUGGAUGACCCCAAGUCUGCAGGAGUGGCUACCUUCGUCAUCCAGGAGGAAUUUGACCGUUUCACAGGAUACUGGUGGUGCCCCACAGCCUCCUGGGAAGGUUCCGACGGCGUCAAGACGCUGCGGCUCCUGUAUGAAGAAGUGGAUGAGUCGGAGGUGGAGGUGAUCCACGUGCCGUCGCCCGCCCUGGAGGAGAGGAAGACGGACUCAUACCGCUACCCCAGGACAGGCAGCAAGAACCCCAAGAUCGCCUUGAAGCUGGCCGAAUUUCAGACCGACAGCGAGGGCAAGAUCAUUUCAGCACAGGAGAAGGAGCUGGUGCAACCAUUCAACAUGCUGUUCCCCCGGGUGGAAUACAUUGCCCGGGCCGGCUGGACCCGAGACGGCAAAUAUGCCUGGGCCAUGUUCCUGGACCGGCCCCAGCAGCGACUCCAGCUGGUGCUGCUACCCCCGGCGUUGUUCAUCCCGACCCCGGAGAGCGAGGAGCAGCGGGCGGCGUUCGCCAGGGCCGUGCCCCGGGACGUCCAGCCUUAUGUCGUGUACGAAGAAGUCACCAAUGUUUGGAUCAACGUACACGACAUCUUCUACCCCUUCUCGCAGCCUGACGGCCAGGAGGAAUUCUGCUUCCUCCGUGCCAAUGAAUGCAAGACUGGCUUCUGCCACCUCUACAAGGUCACAGCCCUCCUGAAGCCCCACGGCUACGACUGGGCGGAGCCCCUCCAGCCUAGUGAAGAUGAAUUCAAAUGCCCCAUAAAGGAGGAGGUGGCCCUGACCAGCGGUGAAUGGGAGGUUUUGGCAAGGCAUGGUUCCAAGAUCUGGGUGAAUGAGGAGACCAAGCUGGUGUACUUCCAAGGUACGAAGGACACGCCGCUGGAGCAUCACCUGUACGUGGUCAGCUACGAGUCAGCCGGCGAGAUUGUGCGCCUGACCACGCCCGGCUUCUCCCACAGUUGCUCCGUCAGCCAGAACUUCGACAUGUUCGUCAGCCAUUACAGCAGCGUGAGCACACCGCCCUGUGUGCACGUGUACAAACUCAGUGGCCCCGACCACGACCCCCUGCACAAACAGCCCCGCUUCUGGGCCAGCAUGAUGGAGGCGGCCAGCUGCCCCCCGGAUUAUGUGCCCCCCGAAAUCUUCCACUUCCACACGCGGUCGGACGUGCGGCUGUACGGGAUGGUUUACAAGCCACACUCUGUGCAACCCGGCAGAAAGCACCCCACCGUGCUCUUUGUGUACGGGGGCCCGCAGGUGCAGUUGGUCAACAACUCCUUCAAAGGCAUCAAGUACCUGCGGCUGAACACGCUGGCAUCUCUGGGCUAUGCCGUGGUCGUCAUCGACGGCAGAGGCUCGUGCCAGCGGGGGCUGCGCUUCGAAGGGGCCCUCAAAAACCAGAUGGGCCAGGUGGAGAUCGAAGACCAGGUGGAGGGCCUGCAGUUUGUGGCCGAGAAGUACGGCUUCAUCGACCUCAGCCGCGUCGCCAUCCAUGGCUGGUCCUACGGAGGCUUUCUGUCCCUUAUGGGGCUCAUCCAUAAGCCCCAGGUGUUUAAGGUGGCGAUCGCAGGUGCCCCCGUCACCGUGUGGAUGGCAUACGACACGGGGUACACGGAGCGAUACAUGGACGUCCCAGAAAAUAACCAGCACGGCUACGAGGCGGGCUCCGUGGCCCUGCACGUGGAGAAGCUGCCCAAUGAACCCAACCGCCUGCUCAUCCUCCACGGCUUCCUGGAUGAAAAUGUACAUUUCUUCCACACGAAUUUCCUUGUGUCCCAGCUGAUCCGAGCCGGGAAACCUUACCAACUCCAGAUCUACCCCAAUGAGAGACACAGUAUUCGCUGCCCGGAGUCGGGCGAACAUUAUGAGGUCACGCUGCUGCACUUCCUACAAGAGUACCUGUGAGCCUACGCCUGCGCCGUCACCUCAGCCCGCCCACCCGCCUGGGGCCUCCACACAGAGCACAAGAGGCUGCGGCCACCACCGCCACCGCCACCAGGGACCGGGCGGAUGGCCUGAGAGAGCCGGCCCUUCCCACCGGCCGCCCGACAGCCCUGCAUCCGGAGGAGCCACAGCCC
Ochotona princeps (American pika) is the source of this 3130-nucleotide messenger RNA. It is a transcript of the gene DPP9, whose product is annotated as dipeptidyl peptidase 9. The record is from RefSeq and is a predicted model, not a curated record. Gene Ontology annotation, molecular function: serine-type peptidase activity; dipeptidyl-peptidase activity. The transcript has 22 exons. Bases 291 to 2957 code for a protein of 888 amino acids. Gene Ontology annotation, biological process: proteolysis. Lineage: Eukaryota; Metazoa; Chordata; Mammalia; Lagomorpha; Ochotonidae.